Molecule: messenger RNA, 1824 nt
Organism: Talaromyces rugulosus
Lineage: Eukaryota; Fungi; Ascomycota; Eurotiomycetes; Eurotiales; Trichocomaceae
Exons: 2
Coding region: 1-1824 (607 amino acids)
Biological process (GO): calcium ion import across plasma membrane
Molecular function (GO): calcium channel activity
Source: RefSeq, a predicted model, not a curated record
AUGCAGUUCCCCAAGCUCACCCCCCUACAAUCCCGUUUCGCUGCCACCUUUGCUGCGACUGUCCUACUACUCGUGCUCUAUUAUGCCCUUUUCACGAAUUCCGGCGGCUUCGCCUACGCGCUCGAAGUUCGCGAGAUAGCGCCGCCCGCAAUCGUCCAUGAUUAUCCGUUGCUCAUCGAAGGGAGGAAACCGGAGGAGAUUGUCGGCCGGGGCACCAGCGGGCUGACGACGCUGGGAAACAACCAGGGUAAAUUAUCAAACAUCAAUAUCGGCGAGACUCAGAACUGGGUGUUCCCCAAAGAAACCGUCAAUGGGCCAAAGUCUUCGCCGCCAAAGGGACUUCCGGCCAAUAUCACAGCGCCAUCCUCUUCAACGGCAACCAGCGUGGUUGGGGACCACGAGCUGAAGAAACGGGCAAAUACCGUCUAUAUCUCGUUAAACACGUGUAUCAAGCCCAGCCUCAAUAGCACGAGUCCGGCCUCUUCGAGCGCUAGCCUGCCUCCCCUGACAGUCUACAUAUCAACAUCCGACAACAACCAGAGACCUGGUCCUGGGAAAAAUGCAGAUGAACAGACGGAAUAUACAGCGGAUCAAGGAUAUAUGGGGGCAACCAUACAGGCUAGUGGAGAUGUUUAUAUCGGGGUGUCGGCAUCAAACACGUCAGCGUUCUCCGGAAUUUAUAAUUACGAAUUAGGCACAUCAGUGGACGCCUCUUACCACUCUUACGAAGACAGUACCAACCUGUAUUUCGUCGACUCCGACAUCCACUCUGCGCUGUUAAUCACAGACAACGUGACCCAGUCGGACCCUGGCACGCCCAAUUACCAGGAGUGGAUGGACAUCGAGCCGCCGUUCACCAUCUUUGCGAAUAACAUCAACAACUCGGGCAUAUAUGGAUUAGAGCGGUCAUACUGCGCGCUGAACCAGUGGUCUCAGAUCCGGAAGGGGAACAAUGCAAUCAACACGUCAAUGACCAGUCGAGGACUCGGCAACGAGCCCAAGGAGCAGUUCUACUUCACAUACCUGAACAGCAGUUCUACAUAUUAUGGUAUUCUUGGUAUGGACGGUAAUUCAACUAGUUCUGGGAACGGAGUGAUUGGUGGCGGGGGAAAGAUUUGGAGAGCGAUGAACUUUACCACAAAAGCCGACGACAACUGCGCCCUAUUGUACAACCUCGACUUUUGCUCCCAGGUUGCAUACGCAGUCCCGUCGAAUCCAGACCUCGAUUCCACCGCUCUGGCGCAAAUUUACGAUUCCAACGCGCAAAGCUAUUACCAAAACUUCAAAAACUCCCUCUCCCUGAUUCCCUGCAACACAUCUUCCAUUUCAAUGUACUCUCUCGCCGUUGGCUGCGCCGACUGUGAGGCAGCAUACAAACAAUGGCUCUGCGCCGUAACCAUCCCACGCUGCUACGAUUUUUCCAGCGACUACUCAUUCCUCCAACCACGCAACGUGGGACAAGCAUUCUUCAACGGCACCAAACUGCCCGCCAACCAUUCAUUGCUGCAAUCCCCCGUUACAAACGCAUCGCGCAAUCCGCUGAUUGACGAGAAAAUCAAACCCGGCCCAUACAAGGAGAUUCUCCCUUGUCAAGAUCUCUGCAACGAUCUUGUGCGCACGUGUCCUGCGGCGCUGGGCUUUAGUUGUCCCACAGGUAAACUGCUGAAUGAUUCGUACGGCUACCGUGCAUCGAAUGGUGAUAUCACCUGCAGUUAUCUCGGUGCAGCGUAUUAUUUAAACGGCGGGUACAGGGUAGAUGUGAAUAUGUCCAUGGGGAUGUUCUUAGCGGGUUUUGGGCUGUGGUUGGCAUCUGCAUUGUUCUAG